UUAGCUUAUAAAUGGCAAGGUGACAGUGUGUCUUAUCCUACAUUCAUUGACUGCCACUGCGCAACUUAACAGCAAUUACCGGACCCUCCUAGAAAUCGAACAAAUCGGUUCCAGCCAUGUACGCCUGCGCCAAGUUUGUCACCUCCUCUACUGUGCUGCGUGGAGGGUCCAGGGUCCUCGCACGGCCUGUCUCUGUCUCCAUCUUUAACCGACCUGAAGCUUCAGUGGAGCAGCAGUCCCUGUUGCCAGUCAGCCGGUCGGCCAUUCUGUCCCGCUCCAUCCAGACGAGCGCAGUCUCCCGGGACAUCGACACAGCGGCCAAGUUCAUUGGUGCUGGAGCUGCCACAGUUGGUGUGGCUGGUUCAGGAGCCGGAAUCGGGACAGUUUUUGGCAGCCUCAUCAUCGGCUAUGCAAGGAACCCUUCCCUAAAGCAGCAGCUCUUCUCCUAUGCCAUCCUGGGAUUCGCUCUCUCUGAGGCCAUGGGCUUGUUCUGUCUGAUGGUGGCAUUCCUCAUCCUGUUCGCCAUGUAAACCUGGCAUUAUACCUCACCACCUACAUCGUCCUUCCCCCUUCCUUCCUAGGGCGGGAGGGGGAAUGGUUUUUGAAAUCUCUAACUGAAGGAGCUGAUGGGUCAUUCCAAUCAACAAAACAAAUAUUCUGAAAUGGAAUUUAAUAAAAAAAAAAAACUGUGGUUAAGAGCGUUCAGUCCUACCCCUUAAUGUUCCUACGCUUUAUUUUUGUUCAAAAGUUUUAUGUGAGUCCACCUUUCGGUUGACAUUAAAUCUGUCUGAAAUAAAUGGUUGGGAUAACUUAAA
Messenger RNA from Gadus chalcogrammus (walleye pollock), 815 nucleotides. RefSeq names its product ATP synthase membrane subunit c locus 1 (gene atp5mc1). Gene Ontology annotation, molecular function: proton transmembrane transporter activity. Gene Ontology annotation, biological process: proton motive force-driven ATP synthesis; proton transmembrane transport. The record is from RefSeq and is a predicted model, not a curated record. NCBI's taxonomy places the organism in Eukaryota, Metazoa, Chordata, Actinopteri, Gadiformes, Gadidae. The coding region runs from base 117 to 530 and encodes 137 amino acids. The transcript has 5 exons.